AGGUAAGACAGAAUCACGGAAGUGAGCAUUUCCACAUGCAAGGAGUAGCUAGGGCUUUUUCUGUGGAACAACAUGUCUAUGGCUGAAUUUGAAAAGGCUGCCGAUGCGGUGAGCAGGCUGACCGUACAACCUAGCUACGCUGAACUAGCAGUAAUAUAUGGUUUGUACAAGCAGGCGACACUUGGCAACAUCAACACGGAGCGUCCGGGAAUAUUUGACUUCCAAGGAAAAUCUAAAUGGGAUGGUUGGAAAGCACAGGAAGGAAAGUCUAAAGAAGAUGCCAUAAAAGAAUACAUUGCCUUUGUGGAAGAAAUGAAAGCAAAGUAUCCAAUGUAGAGGUUCUUUAGGACAUUUGUGCUCUUUUUUUUUCAUUUUUAGAAGCAUUUUACAAUUAAGCAAUAAUGCCUGAGGGGGUGUGGUAUUAUGGCCUCCGCUUUGCGUUGUGCCUAAGAACAGCCCUUAGCCAUGGUAUAUUGGUCAUAUACCACAAAUCCCAGAGGUGCCUUAUUGCUAUUAUAAACUGGUUACCAAUGUAAACAUUACAGUAAAAAUAAAAUGCUUUGUCAUAUCCGUGGUAUAAGAUCUGAUAUACCAUGGUUGUCAGCCGAUCAGGACUCGAACCACACAGUUUAUAAUAGGUUACAAUGAACAAGAAGAAAAGGGACCAAAUCUGAGAUUUUACAUGGGUAAAGUGUUUAGAGAUAACCAAGAUGACUGGUCUAACCAACGCUCACCAGCAAUUUGCUUA
This is a messenger RNA of Oncorhynchus nerka (sockeye salmon), 748 nucleotides long. Its product is annotated as acyl-CoA-binding protein-like. The record is from RefSeq and is a predicted model, not a curated record. The coding region runs from base 73 to 336 and encodes 87 amino acids. The transcript is spliced from 4 exons. Gene Ontology annotation, biological process: fatty acid metabolic process. Gene Ontology annotation, molecular function: fatty-acyl-CoA binding. Lineage: Eukaryota; Metazoa; Chordata; Actinopteri; Salmoniformes; Salmonidae.